Bathycoccus prasinos is the source of this 891-nucleotide messenger RNA. RefSeq lists its product with no specific name. The transcript has a single exon. NCBI's taxonomy places the organism in Eukaryota, Viridiplantae, Chlorophyta, Mamiellophyceae, Mamiellales, Bathycoccaceae. The coding region runs from base 1 to 891 and encodes 296 amino acids. The record is from RefSeq and is a predicted model, not a curated record.
AUGUUUGUCACGUCAUUUUUUUCACACGUUUCUUUUCGUGGCUCUCGAACGCUCAUAUCAAAUAUCCUGAUAGAUACAUUGUUUAGAGAGAAACUCCGUGCGCUAAACAACAUCUGCCAGAAGAAGAAGAGAGCGACGAGAAUAACAACAAAAACAACAAUGAUUCAGACGAUUCAGACGAUUCAGACGAGUUCUUCGCGAGUCGUGAGAGGAGGAGGCGUUUUUUCCAAACAACAAUCCAAACAACAACACCGACGACGACAAAAAAGCAUCAUCGUCACGAAAGCAGCGACGGAUGAUGAUGACACUACUACUAAAGAAGAAACAGAGGAUGAGUUCGAGGCGAAACUCGGCGCUUUGAGAGGAAAACGAUCGAAACGAUCCAAAGGAAACGACGACGAAGUGUCCAUGGUGACCGGUUUACCGAAAACGCAGACGAAAAGUUCUUCAUCGAGACUUCCCGGCGUGAGAGAUUUCAUGUCCGAUUUCACCGAGGAACCGAAAACGAAAGACUGGGGACCAGAGCAGAUUUUAUACGAAGGCCCGCCAGCUCGAGGAGAAGUCGUGGCGAACGUGUUGAUGUCUUGGACGGUGGUUUGGUUACCGCUGACGAUUCAAGCCGCGGGGAGAGCGCUGUGGGCGUCGUAUAAGAUUACGGAUAAGAGAGUGUGCGUCAUAUCGAACUCGCCGUUGCGAAAGGAACGCACGGACGUGCCGAUGGAUCAGAUUAAGGACGUCAUUUCGAUCGGGAGAGGUAUUGGCGCGUGGGGGGACAUGGUGAUUACUUUACGAAACGACGAGAAGGUUGAGUUGAGAAGUUUGCCGAAUUUUAAAGAGUUGGAAGGGGAAAUUAAGCAAAGAAUGUACAAGGAAAAACCGAUUGAGUUUUAA